CACGCGCACACACACACACACACGCACACACGUUGGUGAGCCGAGAGCGCUUUCUGUCUUUCAUUCAUCCCAGUGAAGGCUGCUCCCACUUUCUUCGUCUUCUUCAUCAUCACCACCAUCAUCAUCUCUCACCCUGCUCCUCCUCUUCCUCCCUCGCGCUGGGAUAGCUCACUUUGUUUUUGUUUUCUCUCUCCGCGGUGCCUUUUCGGUCGGAGUAGUAGUGGAUGAUAUCAACAGAGCAGCGUUUCUUCUUUCCUCCGCGCGAUACUACGGGCUACCGAGGAGUCGCUAGAGGACACGCACAUCACGACAGAGAGCAACGCGAGGGAGUUCUGUUUUUUUUAUUCUUUAUUUAUUAAUUUCUUCCGGAGAGGACGACGUGAUUUCUUGCAAGAAAAACACACAGAAUACAUCGACUGAAGAGCAGCGCCACCUGCCAAGACUGCUGUUGUAUGUGAGGGAUUUUAAAGGACGUUAAAGGAUUACAGGGCAGUUGGCGGAUGGUUGACGGUCUCGUCAAGAGGAGUCACUGCCUCUGCGCAAGUCUGAGAUGAAGAUGAAGUCUUCAGGCGUCGUGGAUGGAGGCUUGUUCACAGAGAGCUAUUGUAACAUCUGCAAUGCCCAGCUCAUCUCCGAGUCCCAGCGCACCGCUCACUACGAGAGUAAGAAACAUGCCAACAAGGUACGUCUGUUCUACAUGCUUCACCCUGAAGAUGGAGGACCUCCUUCCAAGCGACUGAGGCCAGAUAAUCCAGACUGUGCGGAGACAGAGGUGGACAGAAACAAGUGCUGUACCUUGUGUAACAUGUUCUUCACCUCAGCCAUCGUGGCCCAGUCACACUACCAGGGCAAAACCCACGCCAAGAGAGUCCGCCUGGUGCUGGGGGAGCCGCCCAACCUGCCCUCAGCCAUGACCAGCCCUGCAAACACAGACUCCUCUCCGUCCACACCGGUCCCCGCAGACCCUACUGCAUGCCCCCCUCCUCCCACCACCCUGCCCUGGCCCAUGGGGGUGGUCGGUGGCAACGGCGGGAGAGAAGCAGGAAAGUACUGCUGCCUAUGCGGAGCCUGGUUCAACAACCCGCUGAUGGCCCAGCAGCACUACGAGGGCAAGAAGCACCGCAGGAACGCCGCCAGGGCACGUCUCUUGGAGCAGCUAGCGGGCAGUCUGGAUGCCACGGAGAGCACAGGUUUGCGCAGUAGUUACUCCUGCAGUGUCUGCAGUGUUGUCCUCAACUCCAUCGAGCAGUACCAUGCACACCUCCAGGGCUCCAAGCACCAGAACAACGGCUCUAGAGACAAGACGGAAGUAAAGACAACAUGUGGAGAGAGCACAGCCUGAAGCAACACCAGCAGUAAGCCACGGAGACAGGCCGCUGUGGAAAGACGAAGAGAAGAAGAAGACAGAGAUUAUUGGAAUAAGCAGAAAAAAAAAGAGGACUCGUGUCACAGACUGAAGCUUUUGAGAAAGUAGUGCAAAGAAACUUCAGUGUGUGUGUAUGUGUCAAAGUGUGUGAAUGUGUGUGUGUGUGUGUGUGUGUACAGAUGUCAUGGGCAUCCGUGCAUGCAUCUGCAGUAUGCAUGUGUGGGUCAUAUUGAGUGUGUUUACUUCUAUCUUUGAUCUAAAAAUAUAUCUCUGAGAUUUAUUCAACACCUAAGUGUUUGAUAUAAGUUCUCGACACCGACAGUUGCAGAAGACUUGCGGCUGCAUAUUGCCAUAAAACUCCCGUGUGAACCACAAUCCUAAAAUCGAACUGAUGUCAGUGCGUUGCCCAGAGUGGUAAUAACCGUUACAAUGAUAGUCAUAGAGCAGCAGUAGUAAUAACUCUGUAACAAGCUGUCCCCCAAGUGCUCUGACAGUGCUCCAAGUCUGAACACAGUCUUCUGUUUACAUGCACUACAUAUUCAGUGAGGCAGACAGUGGCACAUGCAUGGCUCACUUUCAGACCACUUGGGUCUACUCAGGCCCAGACUUUCACAUCCAAGGAAACGAAAACUCCCGACAACCUCAGCCAUUACAGAUUGCAUGAAUUUCCAUAACUUUAAAAGGAUAUUUUUUUAUUUGAAUCUUGUGUGGUCUCUAAUUGUAGUUGUUGGCGUGACUUUUUUUUCUCUUUCUUUUUAUUUUUUAUUUUUAAUGGCAUCAUUUUAAAUCCCAUCUUUUCAUAUAUUCCAAGCUAUCAAAAUGUGGAGAUGUGUCAUCGGAGAAGAGCAAAACUCCUUCAUGGUAUUAAAGGUCUGUGCAACCUUGUGAAUCAUCUACUGUUGAACAUUCCCAUAGCACUGAAUACUGAUGUCAGAUGCAGCCCAAAGGUGACAAACAUUCUCUUCUUUGUGGAGACGGGCAACUUGUAGAUAAUAGAUUUUUUUAUUUUUCUGUUGCUAUGGCCAGAGAAAAAACACUUCCCAAAUCAUGUAGCAGCCAAUGUCAAUACAAAUGGAAAGUAAUCCAAUGCAUGAAAGAUGUAAGACGUUGCAUUCACUUGCCUUUUUGAAACCUAUUGCUUGCGCGUUUUGGCAAUAGCGCUGCUUUCUAGUGAUAGCUUCGUAAUGCAUUACUGCACCUGCCUGCACCUGAACAAAGAGGUCACCUUUAAGUACUGAACUGGCUUCUUUUUGACAUCUAAUUUAUCCAUCAAAAACAGAAGCUUUUUGAUACUUUGAGAUCAAAGCAGCUCUUGGUCUUGUCUUCAGAUUGUCUGUAGAGGAAGAUUCAAAGAGAGGGCUUGUAGCAUCACAACAGGAACAGAAGAAGACAUGCUCCAUUCUUGUUAAUGGUACUUCUUCUUUGAAAGAACAGGAUUGCAAAGCACAGCACCUACAGUUUAGCUGCCGUUAUUUUUUGUUUUCUUCCUGCGUAAAAAGUGUUUUUAUGUUACGAUAUAAGUUCGUUCAAGGUGAAAGGAUUGAACUAUGAAUGACGCCAUUACAUGUAUUUUUCAUCUAUUGACAUAUGGAUGAGUUAGGAUUUAUGCAAUCACACUGUAAUAUUUACAACCAUACAUUGUGGGCUUGAAGUGAAAUAGAUUUAUGAAGCAAAAAAAAAAAAAAGGUGUUUUAUGUGUAAAUAAGCGGUAGCUGCAGGUGACGUGUUUUAAAAAGUACAAGAGUUUUGUAUUCAUAGUGUUUAUCUGCACUGAACUACAGGGUGAUAAGGGAAAUGUGUUUCUUAUUGAUAUUAUUGAACGAUAGAUACUAAUGUGCUGACACUGAAAUAAAAUGUCUGUUGAUAGGUCAUGUUUUUGUACGGAUAACAAGUGAUAAUUAACCCGGAGUCCGUGAUGAUGGACCAAAAUCUAAUAAACUGAGGAGUGAUCCGCCUCGCAAAGACGGAUUUUUAUAACAGUUGUUUUCACGAGGACAACGCCAGACUCAGCACAAAGACUGACCAGACAGAAAAACAUCAGAUGUGGAAGUGGUUUGCCAGUGGAUUCUUGCAGCAGCCAAAAGGACGGAGGAGGACUACAAACUGUCGGAUUACCACGUGAAGUGUCAAAUGACCAAUCCUUCUGCUGUCAGUGAUGCUGGAAGAAAAACACAACAGCAAGAAGUGGUUUGGCAUUUCUUGCUGCGCAUCAUGACUGUUUGGAUGAUUAUUUACACCCUCUCCAGCACUGGUGUAUUCACAAUAGAAGCGCUGUCUGUGUGUGCUGACAUCACAGUCCUGUGCAGAGGAUGACUGUGCCGUGAGUCACAUAUUUUAACAGAUGUUACAUAAUAUAUGACAGAGAUGUUAUCUAUGGGUAGGGAUUGUGUGAUAUGAUGCUUGCGGGUGGGUGUCUGUGUAUGUGAAGCUGUCAACUGCGCUGGCAGUGGGAGACUCUCUGUGAGCUGUGUACUGUGAGCACAUUUGUAAACACACCUGAUGAAGAAUACAAGAAACAAGACAACCAUAUCUAUUUUCUCUUUCAAAACCA
Molecule: messenger RNA, 3917 nt
Organism: Labrus mixtus (cuckoo wrasse)
Lineage: Eukaryota; Metazoa; Chordata; Actinopteri; Labriformes; Labridae
Product: zinc finger protein
Exons: 8
Coding region: 551-1342 (263 amino acids)
Molecular function (GO): nucleic acid binding; zinc ion binding
Source: RefSeq, a predicted model, not a curated record